AUGGGAUUACUUCGGGUUCGUCGUACUGAGGGACCAGAAGGGGAAAGAGUUAGGGUAUCUAGAGAAGAACCGAAUGAGCAACAUAAUCAAAGCGAUGAGGAAGGUGAUAAUGAGGCUGAUCAGAAUGGUAUUGGUGUCGAAGAGGAAGUUGUCGAGGAUUUAAGCACCCACUUUGGAGAUGAUGCACGAAACGAGGGUGAUGUGAGUGAUGGAGACAGUGGUGAUGAUAUUUGGGAUGAUGAUAAAAUCCCAGACCCAUUGUCAUCUGAUGACGAUAAAGAAGAGUACGAGCGUAGAGAAGAGGCUGCAAAUACACUUGGUUGUGAAGAACUUCUGUAUUUGGGAAAAACGUACGGAUGUGCGUCUGAUUUUAAAGUGGCUUUGCUUAGGUAUUCUCUUCGAUCAAGGUAUGAUAUCAGGCUUUAUAAGUCUUGUGCUAAGGCCCUUGGUGCAAAAUGCUCUGAUGUAGAGUCUAAGUGUCCUUGGAGAAUUUAUUGUUCAUAUGAAAGAAGAAGACAUAAGAUGCAAGUGAAGGUAUUUGUGAAUGAGCAUUGUUGCAUUAGGUCAGGUUACUCGAAGAUGUUGAAGACUUCUUCUAUUGCCAUGCUCUUUGAGGAAAGGCUAAGAAUAGAUCCUAAGUUUACUAGGACAGAGAUGGCAAAUGAGAUUAAGAGAGAAUAUAAUCUCACUGUCACUGAGGAACAGUGUGGAAAAGCAAAGUCUAAGAUUUAUAGAGAAAGGAAGGCUAGCCAUGAAGCUCACUUUUCUCGGAUUUGGGAUUACCAAGCUGAGGUCCUAAAAUCUAAUCCAUACUCUACUAUGAAGAUAGAGACUGUUCCAGGGCCUGUGGUACAGAGCAAGCAGAGAUUUGAUCGCCUUUACAUGUGUUUUACAGCUCAAAGAGAGACAUGGAUUGGGACUUGUAGGCCCAUCAUUGGUUUAGAUGGAGCAUUUCUCAAAUGGGAUAUAAAAGGACACUUAUUGGCUGCUGUUGGAAGAGAUGGUGACAAUAGAAUAGUUCCAAUUGCUUGGGCUGUAGUAGAAGUGGAGAAUAACAUAAACUGGGAGUGGUUUGUGAGAUUGUUGAAGGAAGAUUUGGGACUACAAGAUGGCUCUAAAUUCACCAUUAUUUCAGACAAGCAGAAGGGUUUGGUGAAUGCUGUGAAAAAUGAACUACCAGAAGCAGAACAUCGAAUGUGUGCAAGACACAUAUUGUCAAACUGGAAACGAGACAGCAAGGAUCCUGAGUUAGAGCGUAUGUUUUGGAAAAUAGCUGCUUGCUACACCGUAGGAGAGUUUGAAGAAGCUUUAGAGGUACUGAAGAAAUAUAACAAAGGUGCGUUUGAUACUCUUCAACUACAGAACCCGAGAACAUGGAGCAGAGCAUUCUUUAGAGUUGGAUCUUUUUGCAAUGAUAACCUCAACAACCUCUGUGAGUCUUUCAAUAAAACCAUUAGGGAAGCAAGGAAAAAACCAUUACUUGAAAUGCUAGAGGAUAUUAGGAGGCAAAGUAUGGUUCGUCAUGCAAAGAGAUCUAUUCUUGCUAAUAGGUUGAAGACACACUUUACUAAGAAGGUACACGCUGAGAUUGAACUCGACAAAGAGAAGGCUAAAGAAUGUAGAAGGCACCUUGCUUGUGGAAAUAUGCAUGAAGUUGAUGACCAUUCU
Molecule: messenger RNA, 1668 nt
Organism: Raphanus sativus (radish)
Lineage: Eukaryota; Viridiplantae; Streptophyta; Magnoliopsida; Brassicales; Brassicaceae
Exons: 2
Source: RefSeq, a predicted model, not a curated record